This is a messenger RNA of Pelagomonas calceolata, 942 nucleotides long. The record is from the annotation of a GenBank genome assembly. NCBI's taxonomy places the organism in Eukaryota, Pelagophyceae, Pelagomonadales, Pelagomonadaceae.
GCGCACCGCGCCGCGUGCCAGCCGGCGGCGGCGACGAUUAGGAGGGCGCGCCUGGCGAGGCGCGGCGCGGCGCGCGGGGCCACCUCCGGGACGGCGCCCGCGCCCGCGACCGAAGAGACGCGCGCGACCACGGCUACGUCGGCCAAAGCAGCUGCGGUGGCGUCGGCACGAGAGUGGGCGCGGGACCGCCGGGCGGAGUCAGCCGGGGCGGCGCGACCGGUCGUCGAGGCGAAGCCGCGAGACGGUAUGGACGAGCGGUCGCAAGCGGCAAAGACGGAGCUCGCGGACGACGCGGCCGCGCGGCGCGAGGCGCGGAAGAACAAAAAGAUCGACGCUCUUGCGGCGGCGGCGGCGGCGGUCGACAAUGCGCCGAGGCCGGCGCAGCUGGGGGGUCUGGCGCGCCUCCGGCCGGCGCGGUCGCUCGGCCAUCAGUACGCCCGAUGGGAUGCCCUGAGCGACUCCGGCUCAGACGACGACGGUGGCGGCGGUGCGGCCGGCGCGGCGGCGCUGCCCCUCGCGGGCCGCUACGGCAGAUGGAACGGGUUCGACAGCGUCGACGAGUCCGACGACGCGCCCGACGAUCGGGACCGCCGGUGGUGCGCGCGUCAUCACCGGAGCCACUACGGCGCCUGUCCCCAGUGCGUCAACCCGAGCCGCCGGCCGUCACAGCCGACGCCGGCCCCGUACGUCCCCAGAAGCCCGCGGCUCCGCGAUCCGGACGACGUCGACGCGGCGAUGGACGACUUCGAGAAGAAGAUCGCCGAGUCCAAGCGCGCCAAAGACGUCCUUCGCCAGCUCAAGGCCACGAUCGACGGCGUCCCCGACGCGGAGGUCGACGUCGCCUCGUGCCUUUCUGCCAUCAAGACAGCCGCCGCCUACUCGCCGCCCGAGUCGUCCUUGAACGAACUUCUCCGCGGCACCGACCCCGCCGAGUCAAAGUAG